Molecule: messenger RNA, 576 nt
Organism: Gossypium arboreum
Lineage: Eukaryota; Viridiplantae; Streptophyta; Magnoliopsida; Malvales; Malvaceae
Exons: 3
Coding region: 1-576 (191 amino acids)
Source: RefSeq, a predicted model, not a curated record
AUGGUAGAGGCCGUAGGGGGCUCAGCUGAGUCUUCUUCUUUGGGCAAGUCCCAGGCCAUGUUGAGGAUAUUGGAGAGGGUCGCUAGACCUUAUUCUAGGUCUGAAGGCUGUGUCACUGGAGUUAUCCCUACUAUGGCCGAGUAUUGGCUGGAGGCCACUGAGAGGAUUAUGAAUAGUAUAGACUGUACUCCCAAGCAGAGACUUAAAGGUGCAAUCUCUUUGCUUUGGGAUAAGGCAUAUCAGUGGUGGUUGUUAGUUGAGAAGGGUACUCAGCCUGAUCGUCUGAACUGGAACUUCUUCAAGACUGCUUUUCAGGGGAAAUAUGUGGGUGCGAGCUAUGUGGAUGCUCGUAGGCGUGAGUUCAUGAAUCUCACGCAAGGUGAUAGAUCUGUGGUGCUGAGGUUGAGCCGCUAUGCUCGAGGUAUGGUGGCGUCUGAGUAUGAGAAGUGUGUUCACUUUGAGGAUGGCUUGAGGGAUAAUUUACGGGUUUUGAUUUCUUUACAAAGGGAGCGAGAGUUUGCGGUUCUAGUUGAUAAGGCGAAGAUCGCCGAAAAGGUUAAGCAUGUAGAGCGUUAG